GCGGCGGCGGCGGGACCGAGGCUGCCUCUGAUACCCCGCCGCGAUGUUGGCGGAAAACCUGGUGGAGGAGUUUGAGAUGAAGGAGGACGAGCCGUGGUACGACCAGCAAGACCUGCAGCAAGAUCUGCAACUUGCUGCUGAGCUUGGGAAGACAUUGUUGGAUCGGAACACAGAGCUCGAAGAGUCUCUUCAGCACAUGUACACAACUAAUCAGGAGCAAUUACAGGAAAUUGAGUACCUGACCAAACAAGUGGAGCUCCUACGACAGAUGAAUGAACAACAUGCAAAGGUUUAUGAACAACUGGAUGUCACUGCACGGGAGCUAGAAGAGACAAAUCAGAAGCUCGUAUCGGACAGCAAGGCGUCCCAGCAAAAGAUUGUGAGUCUGACUGAAACAAUCGAAUGCCUGCAGAGCCAUGUUGACCAUCUCCAGAACCAGAUGGAGGAGCUGAAGACCUCGAGUGGUGGGAGGGGGAGCCAGGAGAGAUGUGAGCAGCGAAAGUCAGUGCACAGCUUCUCAUGUCUGAAGGAACUUUAUGACCUACGCAAGCACUUUGUGUACGAUCACAUAUUUGCUGAGAAGAUAACCUCUAUGCAUAACCAGCAAACCCUUGACGAAGAAGAAAAUGAGAACUUGAAAAAGACGGUCACAAUGUUGCAGGCCCAGCUGAGCUUAGAGCGGAAGAAGAGAAUGACUAUGGAGGAGGAGUAUGGGAUGGUACUGAAGGAGAACUGUGACCUGGAACAGCAGCUGGGAGCCUCAGAAGCCUACCGAGUGAGGGCCCUGGAGCUGGAGGCGGAGGUGGCAGAAAUGCGGCAGAUGCUACAGACAGAACAUCCGUUUGUGAAUGGUGUUGAAAACCUGGUGCCAGAUUCAUUGUUCCUUUCUGUCAAAGAAUCCAGCCAGACCCUGUUUGAGGAAAUAUUCCUAGCUGGGCCAGAGCAGAGCAAAAAGCCUCUCAAACGCAGCAGCAGUGAGAUAGCCCUGAGUAGUCUGGCUGGGAGUGACAUCGUUAAGGGCCACGAAGAGACUUGCAUUAGGAAAACUGAGGCCAUGAAGCAGAGAGGUAUUUCCCUGUUACAUGAAGUAGACACCCAGUACAGAGCUCUGAAGGUCAAAUACGAAGAGCUGCUGAAGAAGUGCCAGCAGGAGGAGGAUUCCCUGAAACAUAAGGCUGUGCAGACUUGUAGGGGUCCUGCCCCAGCCUCGAAUGUGAGGAGCACCGAUGCUCCCAGCAGCCAGGAACUGGCCAGCGUCAUUCCAGACUCGAGUAGUUCUGCCACCACCCCUCCUCCAGAAUACAAAGCCCUCUUCAAGGAGAUCUUUAGUUGCAUCAAGAGAACUAAGCAAGAGAUAGACGAUCAAAGAACAAAGUAUCAGUCUCGCUCACCACGUUCUUAGCUAACCUCUUUCUAGUACUCUAGCUCUUGCUGCUACACCUUUUUUCUCAUCUCUCCACUUCAAGCCACAGUUUAUAGUUGGUCCAGGUUAUGCAGUGGCCGCUGUAAAUGUUGCAAAUGAAGUCUCCCUCUUUGCUGACCCCGAAAAUACAUGGAGCAAGGAGAGGAAGCAGAGUAGCCAUUAGGGUCAGCAGCUAUGACAAAACCAGCCUGCUCUCUGCAGAAUAGGAGCUGGUGCAUGGGAUUGAAUGGAGUUUAUAUUCCAAAAAGCUGAACAGGGUAUGUGUAGAAGGGUUACGUGUACUUCUGGUGGGAGGGUGGGGUCUGGAAACACUGGUACUCUAAGUGGGCAAGUCAUUCUCAGCCACAUGGUCAAGGUAGCUUAGCGUGAUCAUUUAAAAACCAGGUAAAAGUCAAUGUUUGAGACAACUGUCCUGAAAUGCGUAUAGGGUACAAUCAUGAUUUUUAAAAUACCAUGAAUUAGAUAUGGAAAAUGUACCAGAGAAUAGGCCAUUUGGUAAUGUAAUUUGUAUAGGGCAGACUGUAUUUUCUAAUUUGAUUGCAUCUGGUAUUACUUAGAGUUGGCUUUAAACAUUAAAGGCAAGUUACUCAUCAUCACUCAAAAAAGAACCAAAGGAGGGCAAGUUAUUCACAAAGCACACUUUGUGUACUAUGAAUGUGGAGAAAUAGUUAUCCUCACAUUUGUUCUUGUAACCUACCUCUUUUCAAGAGCAGGUUUUUCAGAACUCAUUUGGAAAGGAAAAAUGGGAGGAGGGGGGAGGAGGAGCACGGGGAUUGUUCUUAAGGCUUGAGUUAGGACCAAGGUGUUCUUUGUAGAAGCUACUUGUUUAUUAUGUAUGUUCUGUCUUAAUAGAUGGGGGUUUGUUGGCUGGCUGGCCAAAUAAGCUCUUGCUCAAUUCCUAGAAUUUUUGUCAAUGUUUCUCUCUAAUUGUAGAAGUUGUAAAAAUUUAUUUCCUGUUUCCUUAUUAAACAGUAUUUGUUUCUACCAGCGUGGAAGUAUAUCUACACAUGACCUAUAUACGUUCUUAUAAAUUAAGACUAUUUAAAAGAACUGCAGUUCUGAACUACUGUAAAUAUUUUUCUGAAAAUAAAGCUAUC
Messenger RNA from Vombatus ursinus (common wombat), 2520 nucleotides. Its product is annotated as cerebellar degeneration-related protein 2-like. The record is from RefSeq and is a predicted model, not a curated record. The coding region runs from base 44 to 1402 and encodes 452 amino acids. The transcript is spliced from 5 exons. Lineage: Eukaryota; Metazoa; Chordata; Mammalia; Diprotodontia; Vombatidae.